GGAUGCACAGAAGAGGCGGUACGUGAAGAGGUGGAUGCAUGCUGUAAAUAUGUCCUGAACACUGGCAGACGGGAAGGAUCUAUACUGGACACCAAUAAGAGGCUGGUGACGUGUGGUAGCAGGAAACUGGAGUGUUUGGGACUAUAAUCGAUGAGACUUAGCUGUGGGCUGGAAGCAGAAGCAAGCAGGAGCCCUGAGAGGGAGACAAUAUCACAAUAGGAGCACUGAGGCUUUGAGAGAAGAAGACCCCUCCACUCUGUGGCUGCCUAUCUCCAUAGCCUGCUGCCUCUACAAACUCUCCUAUCCCUGCAUUAAGACAAUCUGAGAUUUGCUUUCUCAAUACCUCCCAUCUGUUCACAAGGAUUUCACGAAGAAGGACCUACCUAGCCAGACUUGUAGUGUUGGAAUAGUCAAUUUAGAGUAAAAGAUUAAUGACUCUACGACUAGAUAAAGCGGAGGAUGUUGUAGCCUGAAGACAUGAAUGUCCAGUUGGGUUUGGAGACCAGUGAAGACAUUUCCGGCUCAGGCCAAGAGCUUAUGCACAAUCAGAAUAGGACUUUACAUCCACCUGUUCCCAGAUCUUCGUUGGUUUCCAGUAUGACUUCUGUUCUGGAUGGAAGUGACUAUCACCGCUCAGAGCAUCAUCUGGCUACCUCCCUGCAUCCUGGACUGGGAUUUGGGGGCGAUUCACCCCCUGCAUCUGCUAAUAGUUACACCACCUUGACGCCACUCCAACCACUUCAUGACAAGUUCCACCAUCACCAGCACCAUCAAUGUGUUCCAGUUGGGAAUGUGAUUGGAAGUUUUACGCUCAUGAGGGAGGACAGAGGCCUUGGCCCACCUAGCAACUUUUAUAGUCACUAUCCCAAAGAUAUCAGCAUGGGACAGGGCCUUUCCUCCCUACCAAGUCCUAACCUGACAAGCAUGCACAGCUAUGGCCAUCCUUCUGGACAUUUGUCUAAUGAGAAGAUGGUAUCUGGCAAUGGUUUUGAUGCCCACCAUCAUAGCAUGUUUAGCAGAAUAGACCAGCACUUUUCCAGAGAGUUAUCCCCACCUCCAUCUUCUGGAGUGGGGUCACCCAACAAUAUGCACCAACAUCACUAUGUGCACCACAGAGCUGAGAUAAACUGCAGGCAAAACCCACCCAUGCCAACACAAAGCACUACUCUUUCCAGCCAGCUGGAAGAGAUUAAUACCAAAGAUGUUGCCCAAAGAAUCAUUGCAGAACUGAAAAGAUACAGCAUCCCUCAAGCGAUUUUUGCUGAGAGAGUCCUGUGUAGGUCACAGGGGACACUCUCAGACCUGCUAAGAAACCCCAAACCCUGGAGCAAGCUAAAAUCCGGAAGAGAGACCUUCAAGAGGAUGUGGCGGUGGCUUCAGGAGCCCGAAUUCCAGAGAAUGGCAGCUUUAAGGUUAGAAGCCUGCAAAAGGAAAGAGCAAGAGCAAACCAAAGCCGAAAGAAAUCACGUUCCUAAGAGGCACCGCCUGGUCUUCACCGACAUUCAGCGACGCACGCUACAUGCCAUUUUUCAUGAGAACCAGAGGCCCUCCAAAGAAUUGCAGAUCACCAUCGCCCAACAGCUUGGCCUUGAGCUGUCCACUGUCAGCAACUUCUUCAUGAAUGCUCGCAGGAGAAGCUUGGACAAGUGGAUGGAUGAGGGUCAUGGGCGCCCUCCAUCCUCUUCCAGUUCUUUAUCAGCCAAAGGCUCAGCCAUUGCUUGUACCAAAGCAUGAAAGAGAUGCCUAUAGCUCUAUCAACCAAAGAUAGUAUCAGCUCAGCCUUCAUUUUCAUCCCUUCAUCCCUUGGACACCAAGAACAUUGACCUUGAGGUGUCUUAGGACAAGGUGACUCAUCAUGAGGGGAAGACUGUUCCUGGCUUGAACGUCAUUCAUUGCAGUCAUUUGGCUGAUACAUACUUCAAUCAAAUUCUAUGGGUAUAGACUAGUCCUAGUCAUUAUUUAUUUUAUAUGACACUGUCUGCACACACACAGCGCACUACAAGUAAUACAGGUAUCACAUUUCUUUCAAUGACGGUUGGGUGGCAACAAGUCUUUUUGUUGGUUUGCAACCAACGAGGGUUGGCGUUUACAAGCUACUGCAUAGGCGUUUGUAGAAGGCUGCAAGAAUGUUGUUAGGACACCAGUUUGGCACUAGGCCUAGCUAUUUACAAGAAGUAACUAUCAUGUUUUCUAGCAAUGUUUUCUAGCAUGAAAUGUGGGAGUAGAUCAUCAAGAUGGUAUGCAGACUGGUUCUCAUCUGCUCCUUGCCCAACAUUUAAUGUCAAACUCUUACUGAGCUUUUAAUUUAAGACAAAACAUAUAAAAUAGCUACCUCUUAAUAGAGCUGACAGUGAUGGGCUGUUGAAAUGCUUCAUACUAAUCUCAUCUAACCUUAUAUAAGGCUCUACCUUGCAUUAAGUUUAGGGCGAGAUGGUUAGUCAAAUGGGAUUAGUGUGAUAUUUCAUCUUGGGGUUUGACAGCCUUUUUCUGGUAGUGCCUUGAAGAGGAAUAACCACACAGAGCAGCACGUGAUACCUCAUCCAAUAGGAUUCUGCCUACACUACUCUUGUAUUGGCCUCCCAUGGUCUAACUGAGCCGUAAGCCCUGCUUGAUACAACCCUCCUUAUUGUUUUUUGAGGGUGGGCUUGCAGACCCAUCACUGACCAUAAAAUAUGUUGACCUUCAACUUUUUGCAAACUAAAUACCCAAAAAGAUCGAGCCUCAUCUAACAAGUGUAUGCUAUUCUCAGACAUCAAGUUAGAGUGAGGUAUCAAAACUUGAAGUUGAAAAGAAGGUCUUCAAAUGCCAACUUUAGUUAGGUUUACAAUAACCUCUGUUGCAUUUUUUGUAUUAUUUCUUUUUGGAAUUCAUUCUCCUCUUUCUCCUUGUUGAAUGAAGAUCCCUUUAGUUGUUGUACCCGCCUUAUAACACUACAGCAUUCUUGAUCACUAAUUGUCUUCUCUUUUGGGUUCAUACUACAUAUGAAUAUUUACAAGGUACUGUCUUGGUCUUCAUUCAACCAUUCUAGAAAUACAUGUUUGGCCCAACUUUUCAGAAAGUUCCAAAACUGGGCUCCAAAACAAUAAACCUACAAUAUUGGAACUUUCUGUAAAGGACCAAAUAAAUAUUCCUUGAACCACCCAUGGUGGACUGUUUAUAGAAAAGGCCUAUGUAAGGAUAAAUAAUUCCUUAUCCUAACAGCAAGAGAUUCUAUUAUCUCAGUCACCAGCUUGUGUAGGGAUGACCCCAUCCACACUGGUAAAAAUUCAAAGCUUUGUGAUGCAACGUUGAAAAUGUGUUGACCUUUUCCCCUUUAGAAGCUAAGGGCUGCAGUCUGGAAGUACAGCCGGACCCUCCCCAGGCUCUUUUCAUUUUACUCCUGACCAGCUGACGGGGAAUUAGUGAGUUCAAUGGAACAGUGGGAGAUGAGAGGAGGUAGGGCUUGGAAGGUCAAGUCAGUCUCCAUCCAGUGAUCACAUCCUCUGAGGGAGAAUCACUAACCCUUUGGCUUCCAUAGUCACCUCCAAUGCAUUGUCUUGGCUAAUCCGUCAAUUCAACCAUGUGUUUAAUAAAUGGAAGCAAUUAUCAGGCACUAUCAGCGGUAGAUCGUCUACAGCAAAAUCUAUAGAUUCAAGUAAAUUACAUGGGGUGCAUGUUAGAAAAAUGGUGGUUUGACAGAGGCUGUGGUUACCGUCACAUGCAAUAGUGGCACAUUGAGUAGUUUAGUAGCAGUUACUGAUGAAUAGCAUUGUCGCAAUGUUUACUGACAACUAGCAAUGGUCAUGUUGAUGGUGUUACACUGCUAUGGACCUGCUAGAUAUUGCAGGCAGAUAUUUGACACUCUUAAAUCCUGGAGGUUUCAAUUGUGGGACUCAAAUAAAUAUCCAACUACCAAAACUAUAUGAAAUAUGACCUAAGGCGGAAAGAGUCUUUAUUUCUAAAAUGCCUUCUAAAGUCUACAUAAAAAGUAGCCACUGCUCACAUAAGAAAAACACAAGGAAGCCAUGUUAGGACUAAGGUUAACAUACUCCCCCCCUCCUACCUUACACAUCUGUACUGUCUGCCUGUCAUGAUAUCAUGGAUGGAAAUAUAACAGCAUAUUGAUUGCCAGUAUUGACCUGUUUUAUAUGAUGUUAUCAGGUUGUGGAGAUGGAAUGGCAGUCUGUGUACAGGAAAGUAAUGUUACACCAAAGUGGGAAUUUCCGAUUACCUUGUAAAUAGUCAAUAUGUAUGUUGACAAUGCAACCAUUCUAUUGGAACCUGCUUCAGAUCAUCUACUAAAACUAGGCUAAACAUUAUGAUGGUGAUGGUGUCCUCAAUAAAGCAAGACCAAAGUUCUGCAGCCCAAUACAGGAGACUUACGUGUUGUGUGGAUAGGCUUGUACGAUUGUAUUGUGAAGACGAUUGCAAGACCCCUCAGUGGCGUAUACUCCAUUAGGCUGUACUAUGCAGCAAAGGGUGAAGGACAAACCUCUACAAGGCCCCAAAAGACAUUAGGACCACUUGGUCCAGUUUCUGUAUCUCUCACCUCCAUUAAGAUUCUCACUCACAGUUUGCAUGAGACCAUUUGUAGAAGAAAGUACACAUUGCAAAGUGAUGGCCGACAAUGUACAGAGCUAUUUUUUUUUCUUUUUUUCCAUUGGCAUGGCUAAACUGGCAUAUCAAUAUAGUUCUACCUCAUUCUUGGGGGAUAUAAAAAAAUAGUCUUGACGGGUAUUUGUAAUAUAGCUAUAGGCCAACUGUGUGCUCCAGGCUGAAUGAUAUGUUAUCACUGAAAUAUGUAAGAAUUAAGCUUUCUAUAACAUGGUUUUCUCUGCAGCAGGGGCCUUCAUAGAGGAUUGGGAGGCCAUUCUGUUGAAUGAGAUAACCAGAGGACCUGUACUGGGACUAUCCUGAUAGAGAAGGGUAGCGUGGUCCAUAAGACAGGUCUACCCAUACGUAAAUAAGUUGGGCUUCCCCAUUCUUGUUCAAAGGCCCAUCAGCCUCAGGAGCCUCACUACGGCACCUUUGCUUAGCAGCCAUCUUAAAGUGAGGAUCUCUGUGGCACAAUGUUCAUGAUUCUUAUAAAACACUGGGUGGGUUUGGACUAUGAUGCAUCAUAUUUUUAUUCAUUGUAAUGUUCAGUGCUUCUAGGAAGCCAUCUUUUCAUGUUUCGAAGACCACCCAGUCAAAACGUCUGCCACACAAUGCACACAAAAUGACUGUUUUAAUGAUUCAAUAUGGUGAAAAUCCUCACUGAAUCACUCAUAAUCCUUUUUGUUCUAAAACUUAUACCAAAGAACCAAAUGUAUGCGCUUGACAAUUGUUUUGUAACCCACAUUAUUGCUGCCAUGGCUUUUGUGAGUUUGUAAUUAUUGUUUUUAUUUUUUGGUGCAAAAUUACAGGGUUGGGGGGCAUCAAGUGGAGUUGACAAAGGAUUGAGUGGUAAUAGUGAACAAUGGACUCGCAGUUUGUUUAAAAUCAAGCAAUGAAUUGUGGGUACCAGUAGAAUUAGUUAUUAGGCGACACUUUAAGAGACGAGGGCAAAAGAACAAAUGAAAAAUUGGAACAAUCAAGAUCACUGAGCGACAAUUCUUAAGGGGAGUUUUUUUGUAUUUCGAAACAGUAUUAACUUACAAAGUGUGCAAUCCUAUUGGAAAUUAACUGCAGAUGUUGCAAAGACGAAAAUGUUAAUAAUGUAUUUAUGUAUUUAUUUAUUUAUUUUCUCCACACAUUCAUGGUUUACAUGCUUAGCUAUCGGACGCGGUUACAUGUGAGACGCAACAUUUGUUAUUUCCUUUUCAAGGAACCCAUUUUUACACAUAUAUGUUACAGUUGACAAAAGCACAGGGUAAUGGGGCUGUAUGAAAUUUAAAAUGAUCUCGUUUUUCUUUUUUACAUAAUAAAAACAGUGCCACUCUUCUCUGUGGCUAUGUAUGGCUUUGAAGCUUGGCUGAAUUAUUUACAUAGAGCUUAGCUACAAUACCAGACAUGGGCAAAACUAGCACUAUUUCUGGAAAAUAAAAAAAACAUCUUUUUUUUUGUACUACAGUCCCUUUGAGAUGGUCCCAUGGGUUUUUGACCAUUGGCAUAGAAGCAAUGAUUAUUAGCAAACCUAAAGGGCAUCUGUCACAUUCAUAUUGAGACUUAGGGUACGUUCCCACACGGCGUAUUUUGCUGCGUAUUUGCUGCGUAUUUGGUGCUGCGUAUUUUCUACCCAUUGACUUCAACAGAGAAAAUAAAAUACGCAGCAGCAAAUACGCAGCAAAUACGCCGUGUGGGAAUGUACCCUAAAUGUUAUAAAUACCUCAUGUUAUAAAGCAAAAAGAGCUGAUCAGAUCGAUAUAUGGCUUUGUGGGGAAAGUUUCAGUAGAACUUGUAUUUUCAUCGAUUAAAAUCCCUGCUCUUUCUAUGAUAUGUCCAGUGGGCGGUCCGAAUUAGUGAUUCCCUGUAUCCCCACCCUCUGGACUCCUAAGCCCAGAAUGAUUAGAGAUUUCAAUAUAAUACAAGUUAUGGUGAAUAUUUUCGCACACACAUCUAUAUAUCAAUCUGUUUAGCUCUUUCUGCUCUAUAACACGAUGGCUACAGAUUGGGCUGUAUCCUCAGUCUCGCAGGUUCCCUUGAAAUUUUAUGCCAAGCUUAGUUUUGAUGUACCUUCUCUUUAAUAAUGUUUAUAGUUAAAUAAAACAUCUAUGGUCUAUCUAUGAAGGCCUAUCAGCUAUUAUAAUACCUACAGAGGCCUAUAGAAGUAACUGUUGCUCCUGCAGCUUUAGUCGGUGACCAAAGAUUAUAUUUUGAAGAUAAUAAGGCACAGAACAAGCUGUGGUCUAUGGAGGAGAUUUAUCAAAACCUGUCCAGAGGAACAGUUGCUGAGUUGCCCAUAGCAACCAAUCAGAUCGCUUCUUUCAUUUUUAAAAAGGCCUGUGAAAAAUUAAAGAAGCGAUCUGAUUGGUUGCUAUGGGCAACACAGCAACUUUUCCUCUGGACAUGUUUUGAUAAAUCUCCCCCUAUGUCUUUUGAAUUAGAAUUCUGGGAAAAUGGAAGGGAAAAUCCUCUUCUUAGCACCCUAUGUCCCAUAAGGCGUCCUCACCUAUAUUGUCCAAAAAUGAUCAUGUCUAAUCUUGUUAAUUUAUUUCCCGUUCAUCCAUGCGGUGUUCCAGCUGUGCAUUUUACUAUCUAUAUAAAUAUAUAUAUAUAUUACACAUAUAGAAGGGAGAGGAAACUUGAAUGUUUAAACUUUGUUAUUUGUGCUGAUUAACCAAAGUCUUUUUGCUUGUACACAUUUUAAAACACGUACAUUUUAUACCAAAGUUUUUUCUCUGAUACCUCAUUGUGUGAUUUGUCCGUGGUGAUGUUACGCAGAAAUUAAAUGUCCUUUCUUGAAAGAUUAAAGGCUCGUGAGUGUGUUUUAUGUUCCCCGUCUGGAAUAUUGCCCAUGUUAUCUUCAAUAGGGAGAAGUGUUGUCAUAUACUGGUGACGACAUACAAUGACACUGGACUUUGGUAGCCACAACUACUCUUCUGAUCAGGAUCCAAACAAA
Hyla sarda is the source of this 7519-nucleotide messenger RNA. Its product is annotated as hepatocyte nuclear factor 6-like. Gene Ontology annotation, molecular function: RNA polymerase II cis-regulatory region sequence-specific DNA binding; DNA-binding transcription factor activity, RNA polymerase II-specific. Gene Ontology annotation, biological process: regulation of transcription by RNA polymerase II. NCBI's taxonomy places the organism in Eukaryota, Metazoa, Chordata, Amphibia, Anura, Hylidae. Gene Ontology annotation, cellular component: nucleus. The record is from RefSeq and is a predicted model, not a curated record. Bases 478 to 1734 code for a protein of 418 amino acids. The transcript has 4 exons.